This is a messenger RNA of Brachypodium distachyon (stiff brome), 2294 nucleotides long. RefSeq names its product probable receptor-like protein kinase At5g18500. Lineage: Eukaryota; Viridiplantae; Streptophyta; Magnoliopsida; Poales; Poaceae. Gene Ontology annotation, molecular function: protein kinase activity; ATP binding. Bases 322 to 1896 code for a protein of 524 amino acids. The transcript is spliced from 8 exons. The record is from RefSeq and is a predicted model, not a curated record. Gene Ontology annotation, biological process: protein phosphorylation.
UGCAUAAACAAUAGUAAGCUACAUUCCUGUGCAAGAUUAGUUUGCAUUUGCCUCCCAGUCUGAAUGCGCAUCAAAAUUGCCUAGACAGAGACUUGUGCUUGGUCUUCAUCUUGGUGGUUGCAAUGUAGCUUUCUCGUUCAUUCCCAGUUCAGCAAAUACUUCCUGUGUUUCUCUUACGUUCAGUUUGUCUUUGUAGAAACAAUAGAGUCAGUUUGAAACAGUGGAUACCAAGGGUCCGCAGACCAAACAUCAAGUUCAUAUAUAAAUUAUGAACCCCUCUCUUCAUGACUUUUCUCCUCUCACUCUAUUCAAGUGAUAAUCAUGCGUGCAGUACUUGAUGAUCACAAGAUGUCAUCAAACUCCACGCUAACUGAAUCGCUUCAUGAGAAAACAAUCGUCUUUGGCCUUAAACUUUGGGUUGUGAUUGGGAUAGCUGUUGGAGCAUCCCUCCUGGGUAUUCUUCUUAUUCUUGUUAUAUGCCUUACUAUCCAAAGCUGGGUUAAGCGGUCACGUAGGGCAUUCAAGGAGCUUCCGAUGACCCAGAUACCUUCUGCUUGCAAAGAUAUCACGGAAGUUAGGGUGGCUGAUCAAUUUUCACCCAAUGACUUUGUUGUACAUGAUGGGCUUCUACUUGCCAUUGAGAAUGGGCCUGUUGAAUCCGCUGACAAAGAUGCAGUUCAGUUGUCUGAGGAGGACAAUUUGAGACAUAGAGAAGAUAACAACAAUCUUUUGGGUGGUACUUUCUGUCAUGCAGAUGGUUGUGAUGGAAUUCAAUCUGUCUCUGUCUGUGAACAGCCUUCAGCACAUGCUGCUGCUGAUUCUGCGCCAUUGGCGGGCUUACCUGAGUUUUCUUACCUUGGUUGGGGCCAUUGGUUUACUCUCAGAGAUCUAGAUGUUGCAACCAACCAUUUUUCGAAGGAUAACGUAAUUGGCGAGGGUGGAUAUGGCGUUGUGUACCGUGGCAGAUUAUCCAAUGGCACCCCGGUUGCUGUCAAGAAGAUCCUUAACAACUUAGGGCAGGCCGAGAGGGAAUUCAGAGUGGAAGUCGAGGCGAUAGGUAAUGUGCGCCACAAGAAUCUGGUACGGCUUUUGGGGUAUUGUGUUGAGGGUACCCAGAGGAUGCUUGUGUACGAGUUUGUUAACAAUGGUAAUCUUGAAAGUUGGCUUCAUGGAGAAUUGUCCCAGUACAGCUCUCUAACUUGGUUAGCGCGCAUGAAAGUUCUUCUGGGGACUGCAAAGGCCCUUGCCUACUUACAUGAGGCACUUGAGCCAAAGGUUGUGCAUCGUGACAUUAAGGCCAGUAAUAUUUUGAUUGAUGAUGAGUUUAAUGCCAAAAUAUCAGACUUUGGUUUGGCUAAGAUGCUCGGUGCUGGUAAAAGUCAUAUUGCUACUCGAGUUAUGGGUACCUUUGGCUAUGUCGCACCUGAGUAUGCUAACAGUGGGCUUUUGAAUGAAAAGAGUGAUGUCUACAGCUUUGGAGUUCUUUUACUGGAGGUUAUUACUGGUAGGGAUCCAAUUGACUAUGAUCGCCCCCCGAGUGAGGUAAACCUAGUAGAUUGGCUUAAAGUGAUGGUUGCCAACAGACGGUCCGAAGAAGUUGUUGAUCCACACCUUGAGAGAAGACCGUCGACAAAGGAGCUCAAACGUGCCCUUUUGACAGCUCUGCGGUGUAUCGAUCUGAAUGCUGAGAAGAGACCAAGGAUGGAUCAGGUGGUCCGGAUGUUGGAUUCUAGCGAAACCAUACCUCAAGAGGAACGAAGACAGCGACCUAACCGGAUGCCUGACAACACAGAAACCAUGCCAUUGAGGGGCAAGAACAGCACCGACAAUAGCGAUGCCCCUGAGCGUGAGGAGAGGCCCCCUCGGCCAAAGAGUCGUACGUUUUCGACCAAGUGAGGUAAACAAGAGAAGGAAAGCUCAAACAUCUGGAGAUAAAAGAUAGAGAGAUACAUACCUUUGCGAGAAAGGAAAAACACACUGUGGAGAAAAUUCGUCUGAAUACGUAACGGAUUGAUUGCUUUCUUCUUCUUCUUUACAUCCCUUAGAGCAGGGAUUUUUCUUGCAUUUGUUGGUACAUGGAAAUUGAAUGGAAUGGAAUGGAAUGUACAGCGGUGUGGUAUGAAGGAUGUACAGUACUGCUAGCUUGUAAAAAAAAGGUCUGGAAAGCUCUCAGCUGGUAUAAGCUACAGACCUUUUCCCUUGUUAUCUCUGCUAUAUUCAGUUGUACACACACCCAAAGAGUAUUAAAGUCUUGCAAAAAAAAGAGAGUAUUAAAGUAAAGAGAAAAUUUGUCU